Molecule: messenger RNA, 1064 nt
Organism: Leguminivora glycinivorella
Lineage: Eukaryota; Metazoa; Arthropoda; Insecta; Lepidoptera; Tortricidae
Product: ras-related protein Rab-24-like
Exons: 5
Coding region: 213-827 (204 amino acids)
Molecular function (GO): GTPase activity; GTP binding
Source: RefSeq, a predicted model, not a curated record
UAUCGCUACAAAAAUAUUGAAUCAAGUAUACAGAGAGUUUCUCAUAUUGUCCGAACGGAUCUAAUUACAAUAAUUACAAUCGCUAUUAAAACUGUUAGAAUUCCAAGGAUUUUACAUUAUCUGGAAAUGAUAUAAGCCAUACAAAGUCUCUAUAACUAUCAAACUCUGACUAAAUUUUAAUCUGAACAUUUUUUGGAAAUUACACCCCGAAAAUGAGCCGCUGUGAUUUCAAAAUAGUGUUAUUAGGGAGUGAACAUGUUGGGAAAACGAGUUUGGUGAUUAGAUUCGUCAAUUGUAGCUUCAAUGCUGGGACUCCAUAUCAAAAUACUAUCGGUGCAGCGUUUUGUGCGAAAACCAUGCGCUCCGAUGGCAGAGACUUUAAUGUUGGCAUCUGGGACACAGCCGGCAGUGAAAGAUACGAAGCGAUGACGCGUAUGUACUACAGAGGAGCACACGCGGCAGUCAUCUGCUACGACCCGUCGUGCCAUCAAUCCUGGAGCAGGUUACGACAUUGGCUGACUGAGCUUAGGACCGUUGAAGAGGAUUGCAAAGUGUACCUCUGCGGUACCAAGAAGGACCUUCUGGAUUCCGGGCUUGCGCAACGCGAGGUACCGUUGGAAACGGUAGCCACCUACAGUCAGGGGCUUAAGGGUCACUUCCUGACUUCUAGUAAAACUGGCGAGAAUGUCGAGGAACUCUUCCAAAAAAUAGUAGACGACUGUGCGUCCGACAAACGAGUGAUGAAAAACGUAGAGGACCUUCGCGUGCAAAUACUGAAGGACGAGGCCGCCUACCGUGCGAAAGACAAGCAGUAUUGCUUAUGUUGAGAAAUGUUAUUAUAUCCUGAUGCCCUUUAAAGGCUCAGCCACGACAUUGGUCUAAGCGCGAUAGCGGUGAGCGGCGGCCAUACAUAAGAGUGAGACACAGCGAUGGGACUUUUCAUUCGCACGUAUGGCUGCCGCUCACCGCUGUCGCGCUUAGACCAAUGUCGUGGCUGGGCCGUAAAAGCAUAGAGGAAUGAGUAAGGGACCACUAGUGAUGUGCAAGUUACGGAAACUUUAAAG